Messenger RNA from Conger conger (European conger), 1646 nucleotides. Its product is annotated as regulator of G-protein signaling 13-like. Bases 91 to 654 code for a protein of 187 amino acids. NCBI's taxonomy places the organism in Eukaryota, Metazoa, Chordata, Actinopteri, Anguilliformes, Congridae. The transcript has 5 exons. The record is from RefSeq and is a predicted model, not a curated record.
GUGUGAGCGAAGCCCAGAGACAGACACACGCUCAUUAGCAAGUCACAUGAAUGGAAUAUAUGGACUAAUACAGCAGUGCCUCUCCUUAAUAUGCCCAGCUUAAUCGCCGCACCACUGACAGAGUCUCAGGAACUCAACAUGGAGAGAGAGGAUAAGAAAAGAAGCAGGAGUCUAGGAAAAGACUUCAUGUGUCGUAUGCAGUGCAUGUUUUUGCACACAUCAAGCAUUGAUAGACUCACUGCAGAGGAAAUGUUGCUGUGGUCUCAAUCACUGGAGAAACUCCUUCAGUCCAAAUAUGGCAUGGCUACAUUUCACACCUUUCUGAAGACAGAAUACAGUGAUGAGAACAUUGAAUUCUGGCUGAGAUGUGAGGAUUACAAGAAAAUCCGAUCAUCAUACAGGAUGAACUCCAAGGCAAAGAAGAUAUAUGAACAGUACAUUCAGUCCAAGGCACCGAGAGAGAUUAACAUUGACCACCACACAAGGGAGAUGAUCAAAAUGAACGUAACGGCACCCACCAUCUUCUGCUUCGAUGAGGCCCAGAAGAUUGUAUACAAACUGAUGGAGCGGGAUUCAUACCCCAGGUUCCUCAGGUCUGACAUGUACAGGAAUAUUUUAGACUCAACUGCAGCAGACUGCAACCCAAGGGGCUGACAAGGAAGCACUCCCCAAACACCGUUCGCUGAAAGAGCUUUGCUCCUGACCCCGCACCUCAUGGAUUGCAAGGCACGCUAAACAAAUGUAUAUUUUAUUUAAGUCUGUGGAAUGCAAUCCAAAGGAGAUGCGGAGGAGGAGAGUUUUUCCAUGGGACCAGACAGUUAUGUGAAAAAUCUUGGAUAAAGGCUUUGGAUCUUCCUUGGUAUGAAGGUAGAAGUACUUAAACAGCUGCCAGAUGGGCCAAACAGACAAGCAAUCCAAACUACUUUCCUGACUGUGGAAAUUAAUUACACUGCUAUGGACAGUGAAAGACACUGGUUGGCAGCCAUUUUGCUUACCACCCAUAGUUCCAGUCAAUUGGACCGAGGGUCUUGAGUGAACGCACACAAAGAACUGAGCUGGAUGACCUGUGGGACUAUGAGCUUCCAGGGUAGCUGUAUACCCAUUGCUUAGAGGCCAGCUGGGUUUUUGGGUCUUCUGCCUGAAUAAGCUUUUGCUGUUGACAGCUGAUGUUUGCGCGGCUACAUUGAUGGCAUCUACAUGAGUUGAGAGUUAAGAGAACAGGGGAUCAAUUGCAUGGUGUCAGAACAAAUAUAAUCUGUCAGGAAGAGAUUGAGUUUGCAUGUACUUGUUUGCCAAACAAAAUGUCCUAUCAAAUGCACUGCAAAAACCUGCUGUCUUAACUUUAGUGAUUUAGUCAUGUAUAAAGACUUAAAAUCGUAUAUUUUUCUCUCAAGUAGAAAAUAUUAAUGUGUUUUGAGUCACUGUUUGCUUGACAUUUGAAGUUUUCUAAACCCAUUGGAAGUCUUGAAACUCAUUGGCCAUAUUUUUGCAUUAUUUCGCAAAAAAUACUAGACUGCAGAGCAUGCGUAGACGCUAAAAAUGCAGAAAAAUCUUUUUCAUAAUAAUGCAUUAAUUGAUACUGUAAAUUUUUAAAUGUCUUUAUAAAUGUGAUGCUGUAAUAAAAAUAAAUUAAUUUAUUUUCAAUA